CGCACGCGAAGCCGCUGGUCGGCGUUUCAUCAACCAAGCUUCAGAGGGUAGAUAGACAGUAGGGCUUUUACAGGGCAGAAGCAGGAUCAUGAACGCCCCCGAUCGAUACGAGCGAUUCGUUGUACCAGAGGGCACGAAGAAGGUUUCGUCUGAGAGAGAUACCAAGAUUGUCAAUGCAGCGUCCUUCACGGUCGAGCGUGAAGAUCAUACUAUCGGAAACAUUCUGCGGAUGCAGCUACAUAGGGAUCCAAAUGUUCUGUUUGCUGGAUAUAAGCUUCCGCACCCCCUACAGUACAAGAUCAUAAUCAGGAUCCACACUACUAGCCAGUCUUCUCCAACCCAGGCAUAUACUCAGGCCAUUGAUGAUCUUGACAGGGAGCUUGAUCACCUGAAGAGAUCUCUUGAGGAGGAGAAAAAAAGGUAUGAAGAGAAGUUCAGGCAGGGCUACUAAGCUCUCAUUCGCCCGCCCGCCCGCCCCCAUGGAAAGUUUGUGCUGACUUUUGGUGGCCUUGUUGAACAUUUCAUGAUAUAAUUUAGUAAUUUAGACUUGUAAACUGUGCUCAAAAUUGAUAAUCCUUGAUUUUAAACUGCUCAAGAGAUUCUGCAUGUCUGUAAUUUUUA
Molecule: messenger RNA, 621 nt
Organism: Phalaenopsis equestris
Lineage: Eukaryota; Viridiplantae; Streptophyta; Magnoliopsida; Asparagales; Orchidaceae
Product: DNA-directed RNA polymerases II, IV and V subunit 11
Exons: 5
Coding region: 89-451 (120 amino acids)
Biological process (GO): transcription by RNA polymerase II
Cellular component (GO): RNA polymerase II, core complex
Molecular function (GO): DNA binding; protein dimerization activity
Source: RefSeq, a predicted model, not a curated record